ACCAUAUAAUCAACCAUUUCUACAGCUACAGUCACUGCCAGCCAUAUCAUAGCACUGAAAAAAUAACACAUAUUUUAAGAUUAAAAGGGAAGAUUUUACGACAUUUCUAUUUCAUUAUAUAUCGUGACGUUUUACUACAAGGAGAUACAAUGCAUUUUACAUUACAAAAGCGAAAUAAGACGUGGAUGCCAGCUAUCAAUUUGAGCAUCGUGGGGUUGAUGGUUUAUAUUAUGGCCUGCCCUGCGUCCAGUAUGGAUGUGCUGGUCCAUAACCAGAUCAACGUCCUGAACGGCACCAUGGUGAGGAUCCAGUGCAUCUUCACCUCCUGCUACAAGAUGGACGUCAACAAGUUUGCCAUGAACUGGACUUACCAGGAGAACACCAACGAGACUGAGGAGAUGUUCAUGACCUAUAAGAAGGGGAUGAUGCCCCUGCGGACAGACCAGUUCAGUGACCGGGUGCAGUUUGUGGGUAACCUGGAAAAGAACGACUUGUCCAUCACCCUCUCUGAUGUGGGCAAGGCAGGGAGAAGAAGAGGGACAGGGGCAUGGCAGGGAGCAAGAAGUGGAGAAGGGGCAAGGCAGGGGAGCAAGAAGUGGAGAAGGGGCAAGGCAGGGAGCAAGAAGUGGGACAGGGGGCAAGGCAGGGAGUAA
Messenger RNA from Salvelinus sp. IW2-2015, 653 nucleotides. Its product is annotated as sodium channel regulatory subunit beta-2-like. The coding region runs from base 150 to 653 and encodes 167 amino acids. Lineage: Eukaryota; Metazoa; Chordata; Actinopteri; Salmoniformes; Salmonidae. The record is from RefSeq and is a predicted model, not a curated record. Gene Ontology annotation, cellular component: plasma membrane. The transcript is spliced from 4 exons.